AUGACACAACUCAGCCAUCUCGACUACAUGCGCCUAGCCUUAGACGAAGCCCGCAAAUCACCUCCAAAGCCCACAAACUUCUGCGUCGGCGCCGUGCUCGUCUCGCCCUCAUCGCCCGAACCCAUUCUCGCAACAGGCUACACCCUCGAACUUGAAGGCAACACCCACGCCGAACAAUGCUGUCUCGGAAAGCUAGCACGCACAAUGAACAUCUCCGAAGAACAUGUUGGCUCCAUCAUGCCUGACGAUACGGUUCUCUACACCACCAUGGAACCUUGUGACUUCCGCCUUAGUGGUAAUUUGCCAUGUACAGAGCGUGUGCUGUUGACGAGAAGCAGUUCAAGUACAGGGCAUAAGGGUAUUCAAAAGGUCUACAUAGGUGUCAAUGAGCCUGAAAAGUUUGUAGGCGAGAACAAGGGCAGACGUAAGCUUGAAGAUGCUGGGAUUCCAGUCAUUCACGUCGAGGGUCUUGAAGACGAGAUCUUAAAAGUCGCUACUGCUGGUCAUGAGGUGAAACAAGAAGAUCAAGAAUAA
Aureobasidium melanogenum CBS 110374 is the source of this 534-nucleotide messenger RNA. RefSeq names its product cytidine deaminase-like protein. Lineage: Eukaryota; Fungi; Ascomycota; Dothideomycetes; Dothideales; Saccotheciaceae. Gene Ontology annotation, molecular function: diaminohydroxyphosphoribosylaminopyrimidine deaminase activity. Bases 1 to 534 code for a protein of 177 amino acids. The record is from RefSeq and is a predicted model, not a curated record. The transcript has a single exon.